AUGAUCAGAAACAAGACAACGGUGACAGAAUUCAUCCUCCUGGGAUUUGGAGAGUUCCAUAAAUCACAGAUGCUUCUCUUCCUGACAUUUCUAACCAUCUACAUUGUGACCAUCUCUGGAAACAUUCUCAUUGUUGCACUAGUUGUCUUUGAUCAGCAUCUUCGUACUCCGAUGUACUUCUUCCUGGGAAAUCUCUCCUUCUUGGAGGCUUGCUACAGCUCCAAUCUAUUUCCAAGGAUGCUUUCAGCCCUCCUAACUGGGGACAGACUGAUUUUGUUCAGCAGUUGCUUUACACAAUUGUAUCUAUUUGGCUCCAUGGUGUCUACUGAAUGUUGUUUGCUCUGUGCAAUGUCGUAUGAUAGAUAUCUAGCAAUCUGUAAACCAUUGCAUUAUACAACAAUCAUGAAAACCUGGACUUGUAUCCAGCUUGCAGCUGUGUCUUGGAUCAGUGGAUUUGUAGCUUUGAUGAUAUUACUCACAUUGAUGUUGCAGCAGUUAAAUUUUUGUGGCUCCAAUGAAAUUGAUCAUUAUUUUUGUGAAUACUUCCCACUGCUAAAACUUUCAUGCAGUGACACCAGUGUGAUACAAAUCAUGAGUUUCAUGGUGGCUGCCAUAUUCACAUUCCCUACUUUUCUUCUAACUCUUACAUCAUAUACAUAUAUUAUAGUUGCUGUCAUGAAAAUCCCUUCUACCACUGGGAGGCAAAAGGCCUUUUCCACCUGCUCCUCUCACUUGGUUGUGGUUUCCAUUUUCUAUGGCUCUCUAAUGAUUGUGUAUAUGAUGCCACGGGCUAACGUCAAGAAAGACAUGCUAAAAUUUUCAUCUCUCUUGUACGCGGUUUUGCCCCCUCUGGUCAAUCCCUUUAUAUACAGUCUGAGAAAUAAGGAGGUCCAAGAUGCCCUUAGAAAUAAUAUCCACAGGAUUUUUUUCCUUGCAAAGCAAAUCAGAUGUAGCUAA
Messenger RNA from Elgaria multicarinata webbii, 957 nucleotides. RefSeq names its product olfactory receptor 2AP1-like. Bases 1 to 957 code for a protein of 318 amino acids. NCBI's taxonomy places the organism in Eukaryota, Metazoa, Chordata, Lepidosauria, Squamata, Anguidae. Gene Ontology annotation, molecular function: G protein-coupled receptor activity; olfactory receptor activity; odorant binding. The record is from RefSeq and is a predicted model, not a curated record. The transcript has a single exon. Gene Ontology annotation, biological process: G protein-coupled receptor signaling pathway. Gene Ontology annotation, cellular component: membrane.